CUUUUUCUUGAAUUCCAGAAGAUUGAUUUGUAUUAUUUUUGUUAAGUCUUGAAAGAUUGAUUUUUUUUCAUAAAGGUUGAAUUUUUGGCACAUAAAGACUAAAUUUUUGUUUGUGGGGUUUUAUCUAAAUUUUGGUUAGUUGAAACUUGAAAGUUUCUUUGUUGUAUCUUAUGGAAAUUGUUUAAUCUUUUUGCUUGCUGGAUUUGUACCUACUGAAGAUAUUUUUAUUGGAAAUAUACCAUAAAAGGGUAAUAUAUCUUAACUUUGGUCAAAGCCCUAAAGGGGUGUGCUUUUCUUCUAAGCUAAUUUUGAAAUUUAAUCUUUUAUCUGUUCACAUAGGAAACUUGCAGAUUGCUGUUGUUGAUUUUUCUCUCUACUGUGAUACAUCUUAAGAUCUUCUCUUUCUGAGUUCAACUUGACAGCAGCAGAGAGCAGUAUCUCCCAAAUACCAAAUUCAGUUACAGGGAUCCCGUACCAGUUUCUAGUUGAAUCGAGGAACAGUGUUUGUAAGGGAACAUUCAAGCAGCUUCAUUUUGAGAAUUAGAAUAACAAGCGAACCAUGUCUUUAGUUAGAUCUCUAAGAUCAAUUGGAAAUGGGAAGCUGUAUUUUCAAAAUGGUCACGACGAUAACUCUAGCUUGUCAACAUCCAUGUACUCCAAAAAUGCACGUGGGAUUAUGUAUGCAACCGAGUCUAGCAGCACAGACAGUUAUGAUCCAAAGUAUUUGCUAGAAUCACCUUCACCUUCGGAAGAACUUUUAACCACAUCACCUACAGAUGUCUUGGGGAAUCCAUUCCACCAGAGACAUUCAUCUUCUUUCCAUCCAUCAAGAGAUUACAAUCAGGCUAGUUAUGAUUCAGGAGACUUUGUCAAUCAAAGUCCAGAUUCAUCAGAAUAUAAUGAUGGAAGGGUGACAAUGAAGCUUCAAGAACUUGAAAGGGUACUUUUCGAUGAUAACGAAAUUGAAGGAGAUGAUGUAUUUACUCGUGGGGAGACUAUGGACAUAGAUGAUGAAUGGUUUAACCAGAUCCGAACUGAGUUACUUCAGGAGUCUACAUCUGCAGAUUCUAAUAUCAGUAGCAGUAGUAGCUACAAGGAAAUAUCUGUAUCUGCUCCUCAAACUCCAAAGCAGAUGCUUUUUAGUUGUGCUGCUGCUAUUCAAGAUGGACAUAUUGAACAAGCCUCAUCUAUGAUUAAUGAACUGAGGCAGAUGGUCUCCAUCCAGGGAGAUCCUCUUGAAAGGACUGCAGCUUACAUGGUAGAAGCUCUUGCAGCUCGAAUGGCUACAUCUGGCAGAGGUCUUUAUAAAGCUCUAAAAUGCAAAGAAGCUACCUCUUCGGAGAGACUCUCUGCUAUGCAAGUCCUCUUUGAAGUAUGUCCGUACUUUAGGUUUGGUUUUAUGGCAGCUAAUGGUGCGAUCCUAGAGGCUUUUAAAGAUGAGAAAAGAGUUCACAUCAUAGAUUUUGACCUUAACCAAGGAAGUCAAUAUUACACUUUAUUGCAGACAUUGGCUAGUAUGCCUGGUAAGCCACCCCAUGUGAGGCUAACUGGGGUAGACGACCCUGAAUCUGUCCAACGUGCUAUUGGAGGCCUUAAUGUCAUUGGUCUCAGGCUUGCAGAGCUGGCCAAAGAUCUUAAGAUCUCUUUUGAGUUCCAAGCAGUGUCUUCCAACACUGGAUUAGUCACCCCAGCAAUGUUGAACUGCCGUCCUGGUGAAGCUGUUUUAGUAAACUUCGCGUUCCAGCUUCAUCACAUGCCUGAUGAAAGUGUAUCAACGGUAAACCAAAGAGACCAGCUUCUGCGGAUGGUGAAGAGCUUAAAUCCAAAGCUGGUAACAGUUGUUGAGCAAGACAUGAACACUAACACUGCCCCAUUUCUACAAAGGUUUGCAGAAGUCUACAACUACUAUUGUGUCGUAUUCGAGUCUCUCGAUGCAACUCUUUCAAGGGAUAGCCAAGAGAGGGUUAAUGUAGAACGGCAAUGUCUUGCACGUGAUAUCAUCAACAUUGUUGCCUGUGAAGGAUUGGAGCGAAUAGAGCGCUAUGAGGUUGCAGGGAAGUGGAGAGCUAGGAUGAUGAUGGCUGGUUUCACUCCAUCCCCAAUUAGCCGAAAUGUCUAUGACUCAAUCCGGAAUCUUAUCAAGCAAUAUAGCGAAAGGUACAAAGCAGAGGAGGAGGCAGGUGCACUCUAUUUCGGGUGGGAGGACAAGACCCUGACUGUUGCUUCAGCUUGGAGGUAGAAACAACAUAUGCUCUCUCAGAAACAAACAAUGCUGUGCAUUGGAUCAACUUGUAGCGAAAACAGACUGUGUGAUAAUAUUUCAGUGUUUAUGAUCAGAAUGCAUGGCAUUGUAUACUUUGAUGCCAUUCAAGAUAAGAUUAACUUUUGUGCUAAUGUAGGUUGAUGUGAAACUAGUAGAUAAAACUGUUUUUUUUCGUCCUCUAUUGUCAGUUUCUACUUCAGCUAGCUAUUCUUAUACUUCAUUUUAGUUUUCUGUCCAGAUAAUUGAGCAGGAUCUUAGCAAGUC
Molecule: messenger RNA, 2527 nt
Organism: Solanum tuberosum (potato)
Lineage: Eukaryota; Viridiplantae; Streptophyta; Magnoliopsida; Solanales; Solanaceae
Product: scarecrow-like protein 1
Exons: 2
Coding region: 560-2239 (559 amino acids)
Source: RefSeq, a predicted model, not a curated record